ACUCGAGCUUUUAAAGAUCCGAGUUUUGACGAACCCGGAGACUACCGGGAAGCGUCUGAUUACAGUUCCGUAUAAAAGGAAAUCAUAAGCUCAAAAAAUAACUACAGAUCCAAAUCCAGCAAGGAGAGCAAGAAAGAAGCUGAAGUGAAGUAAGUUAGUACGCGGAGAGAUGAGAAGAUAUUAAUUAGAGAGUGAAACUGAUAAAAAUGGAUGUGGAGAGAUCGUCUCUGUGCAAUUGCGUUGUCAAUUUCUUGCUACAAGAGAACUACCUGUUGACGGCAUUUGAAUUGCUUCAUGAGCUCCUUGACGAUGGCAGAGACUUCCACGCCAUUCGCCUCAAGGAGUUCUUCUCUGAUCCUUCUCAUUUCCCUCCUGAUCAGAUCUCUCGCUUCAAUUCUCUUCGAGUUGCGGACCCUCAGAAUUUACUAGAAGAGAAAGAAGCAAUAGAAGAAAAAUUAGCACUUAGUGAAUAUGAGCUUCGUUUGGCACAAGAGGACAUUUCAAAGUUGAAAACUGAAUUGGAGAAGAAAAAACAUUUGCCACUGGUGGAAUUGAGUGAGUCAAAGUCAGAUGUUUCUGAGAACACCAGACCUGAUAUUCUACGGAACAAGAAGGAUGCUUCCUUCUAUGACUUGGGUCCUUUGAAGGAUAGUGAGCGUAGAGAUCUUAAUUGUGCUGUAAAGGAAUAUUUACUAUUAGCAGGAUAUCGGCUUACUGCUAUGACAUUCUAUGAAGAAGUAUGUAAGAAUCAUGUUACAGAUCAGAAUUUAGAUGUGUGGCAGAACACAUAUGCAUGUGUACCAGAUGCCUUGCGACACUAUUACUAUCAAUACCUUUCAUCCACUCCAGAAGCUGCUGAGGAGAAAAUUGCCAUGCAUCGAGAAAAUGAGUCAUUAAUAAAAGAAAAUGAGAAGCUCAAUCACGAAAAAGAGAAAUUGCUGAAAAACAAAGAUUUGGCUGAUACUCAAAUAAGUGGAUUGACUAAAUCCUUAGAGACUCUUCAGAAAGAUCUCAAGGAGAGGGAGAACCAGGUGCAAGAAUUGAAGCAGUCCUGGGAGCUCCAACGUAAGGAACUCAAUGAUUGCAGAGCUGAAAUUACUUCACUGAAAAUGCACAUCGAGGGAUAUCAUUCUGGAAGGAGCAUGAUGGCUAAUGAUGUUGAUCCUAUUCAAUCCCAGUCUGUAGAAAAUUACAAGGAAGAAAUAAUAUCAUUGCAAAUGGAAAUAGAAAGGUUGAAGUCAAAAUGCACAAAAGCUCCUAAAUCUGUAGAUUCCAACCAUAAUGAGGACUCUCUGCAGAUAGAAGAGAAAGUUGUUGAGAUAGAUGAAGAUAAAACUAUAAUCUCCCUCCCUCAAGAUGUAGCAGGAGUGUCAGUAAGUGAAGAUGUUCAAUCACUGAUAAUUGACAACACUGGUAAACCUGAAGAAGCUUCACCUGAUCUGUCAAUAAAUCAUUCAAACGAAAAUAUUACUAUUGAAAACAAUCAGAAUGACGUUAAACAAAAUGGUGAACUGCCCUUAGAAGAUGAUGGGCGACGCAUAGAAUUGGAUAACUUAAAUGUUGAAGCUGCUUCUGCGAAUGUGGGUUUAGAAACAAUUCAAAUCCUUGCAGAUGCCUUGCCCAAGAUUGUACCUUAUGUUUUGAUCAAUCAUCGGGAGGAGCUUCUCCCCCUAAUGAUGUGUGCAAUUGAGCGUCAUCCGGAUAGUACGACACGGGAUUCCUUAACACAUACAUUGUUUAAUUUGAUCAAACGUCCAGAUGAGCAACAGAGACGGAUCAUAAUGGAUGCAUGUGUUAGUCUUGCGAAGAACGUAGGAGAGAUGAGAACAGAAACAGAAUUGCUUCCCCAGUGUUGGGAACAAAUAAACCACACUUACGAGGAACGUAGACUGCUUGUUGCUCAAUCUUGUGGAGAGCUUGCAGAGUUUGUCCGGCCUGAGAUCCGUGAUUCUUUAAUUUUGUCGAUUGUGCAACAACUGGUAGAAGAUGCUGCAACUGUUGUUCGAGAGGCAGCUGCACAUAAUCUGACAUUGUUGCUUCCACUCUUCCCAAGUGUGGACAAAUAUUUCAAGGUUGAGGAUAUAAUGUUCCAAUUGGUCUGCGAUCCCUCUGGAGUGGUGGUGAAAACUGCACUCGAGGAGCUAGUUCCUGCGGUAAUAAAAUGGGGAAAUAAGUUGGAUCACAUUUUAAGUGUUCUACUUUCACACGCCUUGAGUUCUGCUCAGUGUUGUCCACCUCUUUCGGGGGUUGAAGGCUCUGUCGAGUCACAUUUACGUGUCCUGGGGGAACGAGAGCGCUGGAGUAUUGAUGUGUUUUUGAGAAUGCUGUUGGAGUUGCUUCCAUUUGUGUACCAGAAGGCAGUUGAGAGUUGCCCUUUUUCUUCAUUGACAGAGUCAACAGAUACGGUGUUCUCUACUUCAUCACUUGAACUGUAUUCAAAGGGAGACGUUGAUUGGGCGGCAUUUCAGUGGAUGCAUAUAGAUUGCUUUCCUGAUUUGAUACAGUUGGCCUGCAUGUUACCCCCUAAAGAAGACCAUUUAAGAAACAAAAGCACAAAGUUUUUGUUGGCUGUAAGUGAACGCUUUGGGGAUUCUUAUUUGGUACACAUAAUGAUGCCUGUGUUCUUGGUAGCAGUUGGGGACAAUGCAGAUCUAACAUAUUUUCCAACUACUAUUCGUUCAAAAAUCCAAGGUUUGAGACCAAAAACUGUUGUGGCUGAGAGGCUUGCCACAAUGUGUGUUCUGCCACUUUUAUUGGCAGGUGUUCUAGGUGCUCCAAGCAAGCAUGAAGGACUAGCAGGCUACUUGAGAAAGUUGCUAGUUGACAGCUCCCUAAAAGAGAAUCGCUCAACAAAAUACAAUGUUGAUAUUAUUGAUGCUGUUCGGUUUCUUUGCACUAUUGAACAGCACCAUGGUAUGAUAUUCAAUAUUUUGUGGGAAAUGGUUGUUAGCUCCAACAUAGAUAUGAAAGUCAAUGCUGUGCAUCUGUUGAAAGUCAUGGUACCUCAUAUUGAUGCAAAAGUUGUUUCUACCCAUGUUUUGCCUGCCCUAGUUACUCUUGGCUCUGAUCAAAACUUGAAUGUGAAGUAUGCCAGCAUAGAUGCGUUUGGAGCUGUGGCACAACAUUUCAAAAAUGACAUGAUAGUUGAUAAAAUUCGAGUGCAAAUGGAUGCUUUUCUUGAAGAUGGAUCCAGUGAAGCUACUGUUGCUGUGGUCCGUGGCUUACUGGUAGCUGUACCUCACACAACAGAGAGGCUUAGAGAUUAUCUUCUUUCCAAGAUUUUUCAAUUUACAGCCACACCAGCUCCCACAAGUGAUGUCAUGCGUUGCCGUGAGAGAGCUAAUGCAUUCUGUGAAUCGAUCCGUGCCUUGGAUGCUACAGAUCUUUCUGCAACUAGUGUGCGGGAAUUCCUCCUACCUGCUAUAACAAAUCUGUUAAAAGAUCCAGAUGCAUUAGAUCCAGCACAUAAAGAAGCCCUUGAGAUAAUAAUGAAGGAAAGAUCAGGUGGAACCUUUGAGACCAUUAGUAAGGUGAUGGGUGCUCAUCUUGGGAUAGCAUCGUCAGUCACUAGUUUCUUUGGAGAAGGUGGGCUUUUAGGAAAGAAAGAAGCUGCAGACAAUCAGCCACCACCACCCGAGUCCCCAAAGGCUGCACAACCUCCACCCACAGAAGACACAAGAUUCAGGCGUAUCAUGAGGGGUGGUUUUACGGACAUGCUUAGGGGUAAAACAUGGAGCCAAGAAGAAACACAGCAGAACCAGUAAUAUUUUUACAACUUGACAAAUGGUGCGAUGAAAUACCAUUUUUUAUCUUCUCUUGCAUGUUUGAGUUUAUCCCCCCUGUAUAAGGUGAGUUAACGACAGCAUCAACAUCAGAUGGGGGAAAAAACAAAUUUUUUCCAUCGCUUUUACUUUUUUUAAUCUUUUAUUAUAUAGGAGGAAUUAAGGUUAGUUGCAGUGCAGAUCAUUAGUUAGCUAUUAUUUAGGACAUUAGUACUUUCCUAGUUUUUGACGAUCCUAUCUGGCCGGAUUGAUUGCAUGCUGUAUAAAAUUCAGUUUUCUUUGGAGGGCUCUUUUUUCUUUCA
Messenger RNA from Manihot esculenta (cassava), 4084 nucleotides. Its product is annotated as RAB11-binding protein RELCH homolog. Bases 207 to 3764 code for a protein of 1185 amino acids. The record is from RefSeq and is a predicted model, not a curated record. The transcript has 20 exons. Gene Ontology annotation, molecular function: protein binding. Gene Ontology annotation, biological process: intracellular cholesterol transport. Gene Ontology annotation, cellular component: recycling endosome; trans-Golgi network. NCBI's taxonomy places the organism in Eukaryota, Viridiplantae, Streptophyta, Magnoliopsida, Malpighiales, Euphorbiaceae.